UGUGACCGUUACACCGGAGGAAAAUGAAAAAUAUUUGAAAUUCUAUCUCCAUUUGAAAAGAGAGUGCAAGUGUAGAUGUAGUGCAGUGUAGCGUAGUCCCAGAAAAAAAGAAAAAGAAAAGCGAGAGUUAGAAAUGGCAGAAGAAGAAGAACACUUACAAGAACUCAGAUCCAAAGCCACAGAGCUUUUCCUGAGAGAAGAAUGGAACGCUUCAAUCGAAGCCUAUUCCCACUUCAUAACCCAAACCCUUUCCCACUCUCAUCCAAACCCAAAGCUUCGCAAAUCCCUCUGCAUAGCUCUCUGCAACCGCGCCGAAGCGAGGUCGAAGCUCAAGUACUUCAAUCUCGCCCUUGGAGACUGCGACCACGCUUUGGAGCUCGACGCCACGCAUUCAAAGACCCUUUUGUGCAAAGGCAAGAUCUUGCUCAGCCUCAACCGCUACUCCUCCGCCCUGGAGUGCUUCCGCUCCGCCACGCUUGAUGGGGCCAACGAGAACGUUAAUGGGUACUUGGAACGGUGCAAAAGUUUGGAGCUUUUGUCGCGGACGGGGUGUUUGGAUCUCUCGGAUUGGGUCGCGAAUGGGUUUCGCGGGAGGGUUCCAGAGCUCGCGGAGCAUGUUGGUGCGGUGGAGAUUAGGAAAUCUGAGGUUAGUGGAAGAGGGUUGUUUGUGACCAAGAAUGUUGAUUCUGGGUCGGUGAUUUUGGUGACCAAGGCGAUUGCCAUGGAGAGGAGUAUCAUAGUGGGAGGGGUUCAGGAUUUGGGCGAGGAUGCACAGUUGGCGAUGUGGAAGAAUUUCAUCCACAAGGUUUCUGAGUGUGUUGGCAAGUGUGCCAGGACAAGGGGUUUGGUGGGUUUGUUGUCGUGUGGGGAGAACGAGGAUGAGCUUGAGGUGCCUGAUGUUGGUGUCUUUAGGCCUGAGUGUGUGGAGAAGGAUGAAGUUGAAGUUGGUGUUGACAUGGUUGAGUUGGUUGGUGUUUUGGAUGUUAAUUCUCUCACUGAGGAUGCUGUUUCAGCCAAUGUGUUGAGGAGGGGGAAUGAUUGUUAUGGUGUGGGGUUGUGGUUGCUACCUUCCUUCAUAAACCACUCUUGUUGUCCCAAUGCAAGGAGGUUGCAUGUUGGGGACUACUUGGUGGUUCAUGCUUCCAAGGAUUUGAAGGCUGGUGAGGAGGUCACUUUUGCAUAUCUUGACCCUUUGUGUGGUUUGAGCAAGAGAAGGGAGAUGGGGAUAAAUUGGGGGAUUCAUUGCAAGUGCAAGAGGUGUAGGUUUGAGGGGGAAGUGUUCUCCAAAGUGGAGAUAAGAGAGAUUGAGAUUGGUCUUGAGAGAGGGAUGGAUGUGGGGGGUGUGGUGUACAAGUUGGAGGAGCAAAUGAAGAGGUGGAAGGUUAGGGGGAAGGAGAAAGGGUACUUGAGGGCUUCAUUUUGGGAAGCAUAUUGUGAGGCUUAUAGGUCUGAGAGGGCCAUGAAGAGGUGGGGAAGGAGGAUUCCCUCAGUGGAGGCUGUGGUUGAUAGCAUCAGUGAUGUGGUGGGAGGGGAUCACAGGUUGCUUAAGAUGCUGAUGGAGGAGAUGAAGAAAAGUAGUGGUGCAGGUUUGGAGAGGGAGAAGCUUUUCAAGAUGGCAAGAGAUGUGUUUGGCAAGGUUGUGAAAAAGCAAGCAAUGAAGACACUUCUUGAACUCUGCAUUGCUGAUUGAAUCAACAAAUUCUUUAUCAUUACUAUUUCUGCAUUGAAGAUUGCUGUAUGUAAACCAAUUCUAUGAAUAAUUUUAUUGAAGAUUGCAUACCACUUAGCACUUACCAUUAUGUGCUGAACUCAUUUUUCGUUUAAUAAUCCAAAUUCUGUCUGCUGAAAAUUCAAUAUGAAAACUUGUGUUGUGCCUAUAAAUCGGAGCCAGUAUUCAAGAAUGAAAAUUAUAAAGCGAUAAUUGAAUAGGCGAUCAGGCAAUAGCUGCGGAAGUAUUGAUCAAGAAGCAUAUGCAUCAUUUAAAUGUGCAGCAGCACUUUGGAAUGUAGAGUAAUAGCUAUUGGUUUAGCCAAUUAUAGUUUUUUGUACCACCAAAACUAGAUAACAAGUUUCAGA
This is a messenger RNA of Cajanus cajan (pigeon pea), 2076 nucleotides long. It is a transcript of the gene SDG35, whose product is annotated as SET domain protein 35. NCBI's taxonomy places the organism in Eukaryota, Viridiplantae, Streptophyta, Magnoliopsida, Fabales, Fabaceae. The record is from RefSeq and is a predicted model, not a curated record. Gene Ontology annotation, molecular function: protein binding.